This is a messenger RNA of Schistosoma spindalis, 2527 nucleotides long. The record is from the annotation of a GenBank genome assembly. NCBI's taxonomy places the organism in Eukaryota, Metazoa, Platyhelminthes, Trematoda, Strigeidida, Schistosomatidae.
GUUUAAAUCAGGCAUUUAAUAUAAAAGCCAAUAUGUGGGUAAAUUUUAGUUAGUGUUUCUUUGGCGUGGUUUCGUGUGAACGGAGAGUGUGGCAUUUGUUGUGAUCCACCUACGAGUUCACUUAUUCGUAUGGUAUUGUAAAAUCAUUGUUUUAUUAUACUAGUGAUUCGGGAGUACUCAUGUGUAAUAAUCCCCUAAAUGACACACCUAAUUUUAUCUCAAGAUUCUAUUUUUUCAUGUUAAGCCAUAAAAACACGAGUCAGAUAAUCUGUCUGGAAUUAUUCCCAAGAUCUACAAUAAAAUGUCUGUAUAAAAACGUUGACUGUACAAAGGUGAAGAUUGUAAGUGAAGGCGAAAUACAUAGACACUAUCCGACUGACACGGAUAUAAGUCACUAUUAUUUUGGCUUUAUCAGUCCUUAUUAGUUUUGAUAAUUUCUGGUCUGAAAACCCUUUGUAGGUACAUAUGACCACAUCUCAGGGAUAUAAACAGUGGACUGAUAAGUCAGUGACUCCGUGCUAUGGGAAGCAGUCAUCGUACUUGUAUAUUUAAUCAAUAGAGCUACUAGAUAACAUCAAUAGUUUGGAUGGUAGUACCUUUUGAAAGGUAGUAUUAAAAGCCUUCUAGUGGUGUAAAACUAGUCAAACUUUAACUUUGUAUGGGAGCAUUCAGAUGUUCUUUGUUGAUUGAUAAUUUAAAACUGCUCCUGUAUACAUUUGUAAUUCAGAAUUGUGAGUGCUUGUAUGCUUGAUGCUCCUGAAAUCAUACAUGCGAUGUUGAAAGGAAAAAACAGUAUAGCUCUUAGUUAAAGAUAAGUUUUACAACGAAACCAUACUAGCUGUCGCUUUGGAAUUAUAGAUUCUAUACCAGAACACUCGUGAAUGAUACUAAAGAAAAAGCACCCCACUUAGUUGGAAUUAAAUCGACAAAUAUGACGAGCAUUUUUGUGGCUAUUAUUUACGGAGCUCAAAGUUGUCGAUCUAGUCAUUGUGAUGUUGGAAUGAUUAUUUAUUUCAUUGCACAUUAUUUCUGUGUUAUUUUUCAUUCCUGGUCGCAUAUUCAAAACCACUUAUUGCAUGUUUGUAGAUUUUAAGGAAUCAGUGAAUCGCCUAUCUGAUUAUUUGUUCGUUUGUCUUUCUGGUACUCGCAAUAUAUCGCUGCUAACCUGAAGCACGUUUUCCUCGCUGCCAAAUAACCUGUCGGGAGAAUAAAUACGAGUCCGUUAACAAUUCGAAGUUGCACCAUGUUUUCUGUAUUGGUGUCUUGUGGUACAUAUGAUGGUAGUGUCUUUGCGUUAGAAUAUCCCCAUUAUACUAUUGAUAUUGCUGGUCCGAAACUGUUAAAACCACUAUUCAUCGACCCAACAGCACAUCCUUCGCCAGUCACAACAGUAGCUACGAAGGAUGAUGUGGUUAUUUCUGGAAGUAGCGAUGAAAUUAUUCAGGUAUUUUCGGUACUCACAAAAACUCGUGUAGGUGCACUCGAAAUGCAUGUUGGGACCAUAAGACAGCUUCAAUUUAUUACAGAAUCGCAUGACUCGACCCACUCUCAUUUCUUCAGUGCUGGUGAUGAUGGAUGUAUCGGCAUCUGGCGUUGCGAAACUCCAGGAGGUAAACUUACCAAAUGCCCACAUCCAUCGACUUGGGAGUGUAUUCGUCAACUUCGUCGCCAUAAAGGGUCAGUCCAAAGUAUAGCAGUGCACCCUUCCAAUCGCUUUCUUUUCUCCAUCAGUGCAGACAAAACGUUUCGUGUAUGGAAUCUUCUUCGUGGUCGACAGGCUUAUGCUGUUAGACUAAAAAAUCUGGCAAACGAGGCGAAUAAAAUCUCAAUGUCACCUACUGGUAAUCGUCUUCUCUUUAUUUGGCCGAAUAAAUUUGAAAUGAUUGAUCUUGUAAGUGAAUCACAGACAAGUUCCGAUACUAUCGAAAAUGAAGCCUUUAUCCUUGGCAGCGUCCAGUUUUCUAAUCCCCCUACAUCAGACCCUACUUUCUUCAGUGAAGAUGAUGAACUCAGUAAUCAAAAGUCUUCAGACCCCCUGUUUGCAUAUGUAAUGGUUGGCAUCGACGCAUCACUUACUUUGAUUAAAUUCAACGUUCAAAAUAACGCGUCUGAACCAUGGACACCUAAAAUUACAAGCAAAGUAGUUUUGCCGGGUAAACGAAUCAAAUUCAUUCAAGUUCUACAUUGGCCAUCUCAUCUGGCAGAGAAAGAACCAAUGUGCUGUGGACGUAGUCGGUUGGUAGUAGUUGUUACAACAGAAGCCGAUGGUAGCCAUGUACGAGGUUAUGCUGUAAACCUAAAUUCGACAGACAUCCUUGAGCCAGGAAGUUCAUUCAUCCCUUUGUUCACAUAUGACAUCCCAAGUGCUCGAAUUACCGCUUUAGCUGCCACAUGGACUUCACCUAGUUAUUUGCAUCAUCCGGAAGUAUGAAGACAAAAUUACUCCUUAAUGAGAUUUAUUUUGAAUUACAUCUACCUGUACAUUUGUUAUGUAAAUAAAAUCUCGUAAUUUUCCAAUUUCAUCAGU